Molecule: messenger RNA, 253 nt
Organism: Staurois parvus
Lineage: Eukaryota; Metazoa; Chordata; Amphibia; Anura; Ranidae
Source: the annotation of a GenBank genome assembly
CAGAGCUUUACAAAAUUGUGUGUAGGAGGAAUGGAUCCCAGAGGAGUGAGCACCUAAGAGCUGAUGUUGAGGAUAGAGGUCUAAGGAGCAACUUCAUCUUUUCAUCAUGAAUGAAGUGUACUUUUGUAGACUUCAAAUAAAGUUUUUACAAAAACAAAACGGAACAAGCAGGGGCGGACUGACAACUCAUGGGGCCCCGGGCAAUAGGGGAUCAUGGGGCCCCUGUGCCCUUGCCCAAACUCAAAAAAGCCUA